ACAUUGGGGAAAUUCAUUGAGUAACAGACAGUUCAGAGUUGUGCAGCAUCUUUGAAUGGCACCCAAAAAACAAUUUGAGCAUGGACAACAUUAUCAUCUAAUUUAAACAGACUUUACAUGGAAAGAGAUGGAGGAGAGUGUGGAUGUUCGUGCACUGAGGGCCAAGUUUCAUGCCAAGGUUGACUUGUCUAGUAGCCGAGACAGCACUUCUCCGAUAUCUCCACUGCCUGGGUUUGGUGUUACCGUAAAUGGAGGGCUCCAACACAAACGGAUGCCUAUCGCUCCCAUGCCACCACUUCCUGGAUCAAGCUCUUCCCCGGACCUUCAGAGACUAGCCCAACGACCUGUAAGGGCCGAACUGGAGGGGAUGAUCGCCAGCCCUAGGCCUCCUCCAUUGCACCACCCCUACGGAGCCACCAAGGAGCUGCCCAGACCCCCACACCACCCCUCGGAACCAGAGAGGUCGGGCAAGGCCAGAGUCACGGGAGAGCUCCUGCAGAACAUGAUGCUGAAGCAUAAAGCAGGGCCAUCCACCCCUACCAAGCUGACACCUCACCACUUGCCUAGCCAGAGGAGUCUAAUGGAGGUGACCCCCCUGAGAAGAGCCCUUCCCCCUGAGGGCCCGCGACCCAUAAAGCCCAAACGGCCUCCGCACGUUAACCUGCAGGCCCAUAAGAGAAACCCCAGAGCACCACCCCUUACAGAGCGGCCAAAGUUAAGGAAGACUGAAGGUGGCAGUAGUCUGUCUCUCCCCGGACUAACCAGUCACUCAGUCCCUGCAAGACCCCCAGGCAAGCCCAGCAGCCUACCGCGACAGCCUACCCCUGUACAUUUCGAGGAAGACUAUGACGACAUAGAUGUGAAACCACCCCCCCCACCCCCAAAACACCCUGGGAGCUGGGACAAAAGUGACAGCCUGAAUGAUAAUAGCUCUUCACAAAUAGAUGAGGGAAGCGAUGAAAGUGAAAUCUAUGAUAUGAUCGAUGAAAGCAAUGGACAGGAACAAGGAAGGAAAAGUUCAGAUAAGAAUAAAACAAAAGAGUUGAAGCGGCAACAGGAGCAAGAGAGGAGAGAAGAGAAGGAACGGCAGGAAAAGGAAAACAAAUACAGAAAGAAAUUUAAGCUGGGACCAGGAAAGAUAGAGAUGCAUCACACAGCCAGGGUUCGGCAUGACUGGCAAGGGGGAAAGAACGAUCUUAGUGUUCGACAGGGUGAAACUGUGGAGAUCAUCCGGGUCAAGAACAAUCCGGGGGGAAUGUGGCUAGCCCGCAACGCGUCCGGUCAUUACGGCUACAUCAUUAACACAUGUGUGGAUGUGGACUACGAGGAAGUGAAACGUAAACUAAAACUGACCAGGGCAUCUGAACCCAUACCACCACCUCUACCGCCUCCGCCUCCACCUCCACCUCCUGAAGACAAUGACAUCUACUAUGAUGUGGAAUCAUCAGAUAACAUAAACAGCGGCAGGACUCUGGACGAUGAUGACUAUGAUGAUGUCCAAGAUUUCCCUCCUCCACCUCCUGAAAUUAGUCUAGAUCCAAAGCUUAAAAAGAAGCUGGAAAAAGAUGAACAGGAAUUCAGAAAAAAGUUCAAGUUUGAGGGGCCCAUCAUUGUGUUACACAUCAUGAUGGCUGAUGCAACCAUCAAGAAGGCCGGGGGAAAGGAUCUACCAGUGGAUCAAGGAGAGAUCUUGGAGGUCAUUGAACUCACAAACAACAAGAAAGCCCUGUGUCGAAACAAGCUGGGAAAAUAUGGAUAUGUACCCCGGAAGGUUCUUCUUCCUGCGGAAGGGGAUGACAUUUAUGACGAUAUUGAUCAUAACGAAAUCAAUGACAAUGUCUAUGAUGAUACGAUCCACUGAAGACCUUUUCCUUUCUGUAUCAUAGAUACUGGGCCGACAAUUUAAUGCAUGUCUUCCAUGGAGACACAAACACAUUCACAUAAUUGACAGACAGACACUGGCACACACAAAUAUCCUAAGAACUUAAAAACGUAUUGCACGAUUGUUGUUUGCUCCAAUUUGCUUGUAGAAACUAUUUAAUACACUAUUAUUGGUUCAUGACUUGGCUUUUGGAGAUUAGUGUAAGAAAUAAAUACUUUUUUUU
Esox lucius (northern pike) is the source of this 2105-nucleotide messenger RNA. Its product is annotated as FYN-binding protein 1. Gene Ontology annotation, biological process: integrin-mediated signaling pathway; T cell receptor signaling pathway; protein localization to plasma membrane. The record is from RefSeq and is a predicted model, not a curated record. Gene Ontology annotation, cellular component: plasma membrane. Gene Ontology annotation, molecular function: protein binding. NCBI's taxonomy places the organism in Eukaryota, Metazoa, Chordata, Actinopteri, Esociformes, Esocidae. The transcript has 16 exons. Bases 128 to 1861 code for a protein of 577 amino acids.